Cylas formicarius (sweet potato weevil) is the source of this 1162-nucleotide messenger RNA. It is a transcript of the gene Cpap3-d2, whose product is annotated as protein obstructor-E-like. Gene Ontology annotation, molecular function: chitin binding. The record is from RefSeq and is a predicted model, not a curated record. The coding region runs from base 115 to 891 and encodes 258 amino acids. Gene Ontology annotation, cellular component: extracellular region. Lineage: Eukaryota; Metazoa; Arthropoda; Insecta; Coleoptera; Brentidae. The transcript has 5 exons.
GUCAAAAGUAGGAGGCGAUUCGAACUCGCUUCAGUCUUGGUUCGUCCGGGUUGACAAUUGGUGAUAUAUACCGGGCGUUUGCAUUAAAACGUACGUCGACGAAGCGCCGACCAAAUGAGGAGUUUAGUUUGUGUUAUCGCCGCUGCGGCGCUGACUGGCUUGGUGAGCGGACAACAGCUGAAAAACAACCAGGAGGACCCUUGCAACGUCAAAUCGCGGGUGAUCGCUGACACGACGUACUGCGACAGGUACUGGGAAUGCGUCAACGGCCAGCCGGAACUGUACGACUGUCCCAACGGCUUAGUUUUCGCCGGGAAGAACCGGGGAGUCACCGAAGGCUGCGACUACCCCUGGCGGUCCAACUACUGCGAGGGAAAACAGCAAGCGAACGCGCCUAUAGGAACCGAGCACUGCGACUGGCUGUACGGAAUCUUCGAGCACGAAACCUCGUGCACCCGGUAUUGGACUUGCUGGAACGGCACGGCAACUGAACAGCUUUGCAUCGGCGGUCUGCUGUACAACGACCGAACGCACGCCUGCGACUGGCCCGAGAAUGUAGACGGGUGUCAGAAACAUCCGCUUUGUAACGACGAUCCCAACGGCAACGUACCGCUGGGAAAAUCGUGCAACAGGUAUUGGCAGUGCCAGGGCGGAUACCCGAGGUUGCAAAGAUGUCCGGCCAUGUUGGUAUUCGACAGGAGAUCCUUGAGAUGCGUCGUACCGCCGACCGAAGAUUGCGACGUGCCGAGCACGCUACCCCCUCCGCCGUUCGAAGAGGAAGGCGAACAAAAUCUUCCGCAGAACAACCCCAAAAACAGGGGCGGCGAUUUUCCGAAUCUACCACCCGGAGCGAUCCCAGUUCCGGGCAAGGGAAACCGCGCUAAGAACUAACUUCCGGAACGUGGCAAAAUUAAUCACGAGGUCCGUAAAAGGUUUCGCAACCGAAUCUCCCGAGCAUCAUCAGGUCAUCAUUCUCUUUUUUUGUUACAUAAGUAACGUUAACUUAUUACGAUAUUAGUGCAUAAAUUAUCGUGCCUAGUAAGUCGCGUGAAAUUGUUCGACAUCGGACUUUCACUAAUUAGCGUCUCUUUCUUCCGCUAGCGCCAGUAUUCGUUCUUCGUUAUUUUUUCCCCUCAUUUCCCGUCGAUAUUAUUUUAUUUUA